Alexandromys fortis (reed vole) is the source of this 2593-nucleotide messenger RNA. RefSeq names its product phosphoenolpyruvate carboxykinase 2, mitochondrial (gene Pck2). The coding region runs from base 658 to 2436 and encodes 592 amino acids. The transcript has 10 exons. The record is from RefSeq and is a predicted model, not a curated record. Gene Ontology annotation, molecular function: GTP binding; manganese ion binding; phosphoenolpyruvate carboxykinase (GTP) activity. Gene Ontology annotation, cellular component: cytosol. Lineage: Eukaryota; Metazoa; Chordata; Mammalia; Rodentia; Cricetidae. Gene Ontology annotation, biological process: propionate catabolic process; cellular response to insulin stimulus; cellular response to dexamethasone stimulus.
CUAGGUUCCGCCCCGGUGCCUGCCCGCCUCCUUUUUAAGCGCCUCCCGCCCAACCUCAGCUCCCUCUGGCUUUGCCACGCUCCUUCCUACCCCGCCUUCCUUGUCUCCCCCGACUGCUCUGGUUCCUGUGGCCACCCCGCAGCGCCAGCCCAGGUGCCAUGGCUGCUAUGUACCUCCCCAGCCUGCGUCCACCCCUCAGUGCUGUGCGGAGCCAUAAGGCCCUGAGGCCAAAGGGCUUGAGCCUUUGGGAGCCCAGGCUCCAAGCUCCCUAAAGAAGGUGGAAGGCUUAGCUUGCAUGGGCUGAGGCCCUGGCACUGGUCACCAUGCCGUAACAUCCAAACUCUGCGGGUACUCAGUGGAGACCUGGGCCAGCUGCCUGCCGGAGUCCGGGACUUUGUGGCACGCAGUGCCCGUCUGUGCCAACCAGAGAGCAUUCACAUUUGUGAUGGGUCUGAGGCUGAGAACGCUGCCACACUGGCCCUGCUGGAACAGCAGGGGCUUAUCCGGAAGCUCCCCAAGUAUGAGAACUGCUGGCUGGCUCGCACAGACCCCAAGGAUGUGGCGCGGGUAGAAAGCAAGACGGUGAUUGUAACCCCUUCGCAGAGGGACACAGUGCCCCUCCUGGCUGAUGGGGCCCGUGGGCAGCUGGGCAACUGGAUGUCCCCAGAUGAGUUCCAGCGAGCUGUGGAUGAGAGAUUCCCAGGAUGCAUGCAGGGCCGCACCAUGUAUGUGCUCCCGUUCAGCAUGGGUCCCGUGGGCUCCCCGCUGUCCCGCAUUGGAGUGCAGCUCACUGACUCAGCUUAUGUGGUGGCAAGCAUGCGUAUUAUGACCCGCCUGGGAACACCUGUGCUUCAGGCCCUGGGAGAUGGUGACUUUAUCAAGUGUCUGCAUUCAGUAGGCCAGCCCCUGACUGGGCAUGUCCCUGACACCCUGGUUUCUGAGGCCACUACCAGCAGCACUAUGACCCCAUUGUCUCCAGGGGAUCCUGUGAGCCCGUGGCCAUGCAAUCCGGAAAAAACUCUGAUUGGCCACGUGCCAGACCAGCGGGAGAUCGUCUCCUUCGGCAGCGGCUAUGGUGGUAACUCCUUGCUGGGCAAGAAGUGCUUUGCCCUGCGCAUCGCCUCUCGCCUGGCCAGGGAUGAGGGCUGGCUGGCCGAGCAUAUGCUGAUUUUGGGGAUCACCAACCCUGCAGGGAAAAAACGCUAUGUGGCAGCUGCUUUCCCCAGUGCCUGUGGCAAAACCAAUCUGGCUAUGAUGCAGCCUGCAUUGCCAGGCUGGAAAGUAGAGUGUGUGGGGGAUGACAUCGCCUGGAUGAGGUUUGACAGUGAAGGUCAGCUCCGGGCCAUCAACCCUGAGAAUGGCUUCUUUGGGGUGGCCCCUGGUACAUCUGCUACCACCAAUCCCAAUGCAAUGGCCACAAUCCAGAGUAACACUCUUUUCACCAAUGUGGCCGAGACCAGUGACGGCGGUGUGUACUGGGAAGGCAUUGACCAGCCUCUUCCACCCGGUGUCACUGUGACCUCCUGGCUGGGAAAGCCCUGGAAACCUGGUGACAAGGAACCCUGUGCACAUCCCAAUUCACGCUUUUGUGUCCCGGCUCGCCAGUGUCCCAUCAUGGACCCAGCCUGGGAGGCACCAGAGGGUGUCCCCAUUGAUGCCAUCAUCUUUGGAGGCCGCAGGCCCAAAGGGGUACCUCUGGUGUAUGAAGCCUUCAACUGGCGUCAUGGGGUGUUUGUAGGCAGCUCCAUGCGCUCAGAGUCCACUGCAGCUGCUGAACACAAAGGUGAGUUUACACCUUCCAUUGUCCCCUGUCACUGCUCCCACGUAGGUCCCAGCUUUAUCCUAUCCCUUCCUCCUCCCUCCCGUUGUUUCUCUUCACUUUCCCUGAAAAUAUUUCAGAACUGUCAGAUUUUACCCCGCCUCUGCCAGCAGGACACAGAGCUCCCUUCCCUUCCCUUCCCUACCCUCCUUCCUGUCCUAGGAAAGAUCAUUAUGCAUGAUCCCUUUGCCAUGCGGCCUUUUUUUGGCUAUAACUUUGGACACUACCUCCAACACUGGCUGAGCAUGGAGGGACACAAAGGAGCCCGGCUGCCUCGUAUCUUCCAUGUCAACUGGUUCCGGCGAGAUGAAGCGGGACGCUUCCUGUGGCCAGGUUUUGGGGAGAACGCUCGUGUGCUAGAUUGGAUCUGCAGACGAUUAGAUGGGGAAGACAGUGCCCAAGAGACUCCCAUCGGGCUGGUGCCAAAGGAAGGAGCCCUGAAUCUCAGUGGCCUCAAAGCGAUAGACAAUAUUCAGCUGUUCUCCAUCCCCAAGGACUUCUGGGAACAGGAGGUUCGCGAUAUUAGGAGCUACCUGACCGUGCAAGUCAACCAGGAUCUGCCUAAGGAGGUGUUGUCGGAGCUCGAGGCUCUGGAGGGGCGUGUGCGAAGAAUGUGACCUGAGUCUCUAGGCUAGCAAGAGCACAACACCCCCAUCUGGGUAGGGAAUUCCCAGGCUCAUAGAAAACAUGGACGGUUUGAUAUUAAAUGUGUGAGUAUUGGAAGGCCAGGCCACAGACCUUCUCCCUUGUCUGCUAAGAUUCACAGUUAUCUUA